Molecule: messenger RNA, 1629 nt
Organism: Spodoptera frugiperda (fall armyworm)
Lineage: Eukaryota; Metazoa; Arthropoda; Insecta; Lepidoptera; Noctuidae
Exons: 1
Coding region: 179-925 (248 amino acids)
Biological process (GO): cell-matrix adhesion
Cellular component (GO): cell surface
Source: RefSeq, a predicted model, not a curated record
UGAAUUGCUAUUUAAUUAUUUUAUGAACGAAUAAAGGUAAAGGUUGCCAUAAUAGUAAAUGUUAGACAGUAAUUGGAACGUUAAUACAUAAUGAUUCAAGCUAAAUCAAAAGCCAACGGAGCGAGUCAAUUCUGUAGCUCGUCUGUCACGGAAGACACGGCUUAGUCGCUGGACGAACAUGGACAUCAAAAUUCCAAUAACUAUUUGCUUUUUAAUGUACAUCGGAACAGCGCACGGUCUAACAUGCGAAGAAUAUCUAGAACUUCCCAUAGAAGAUAAUCUAUCUAUAUCGGACCUACAAUCAAUGCAACCGGAAGAUGUGGUGCAAUGUUUACUGCAACUAGGAAAGGAAAGGCUACCAUUAGCUGAAGCCGAGUUCAUUUGGAAGUCAAUUAUAAAGUUCUACGACGGCGUCGGGAACAUUCCAGACGAAGUGCUCGGUAUCCUUCAUUGGGUCACUAUCGCCAUAACACCAGAAGACUAUUCAAACAUGACGCUCAGCAACAUCGAUGUGAUACAAAACUUCGGUCUGAACUAUAAUUUAAACGAGGAACAGCUCUCUGCCCUCGCUACUCGAGUUCUCGAAGAUUUUGCUUCAAAAGCACCAGAGGAUUACACUUUCUACGACCUGUCUGCAAUCCGUCAAAUACUGUGCGCGUUUAAUAGGAGCGUCAUUGAAAGGAUCCAUCCUUCGUCGUACAGAGAAGCGUCCAUCAUGAUUGGCAAAUUAGAGAACUGCAACGCUGAAGCAAUGUCAGGGUUCGCCACGUUAGCUGUUCAGAAGCUAGCAUUCGGAGCACCAGAGAAAUGGGGCGAGAACGUAUUAAAAUUAGUUGGGAAAGUGGCUGACUUUGUACCCAAACAACUAAAUGUUAAACUUGGCCCUCAAGAAACCAAAACUGCCGGAACCACCGAUCUACAAUGAUCACCUAUACCUUACCUUAGUGCCCGAUUUGUUUCGCCUGAUUGUUCCAUCUUCGCUAAUAACUACAUCAGAUUGAUUUCGAUAAGGUUUUUAUAAAUUUUGAAACUUAUCGACACUCGGUCUCACGUUUACUUUUUAAGGUUAAAAUUUGAAGGUUUGAAGCUAACAUUAUGGCUAGCAUAGAGUAGCUCACUGGAUAUCCUUGGACUAGAACCGAUAGGCCGAAAGACGAUGAACGGACCUUAUGCAACCAAUUUACUUUUGAAAUACUUUUUGACCGUUGAACUCUUGAUCGCAAAGUCAUUGUAUCAAAGUCAAAUGAUUAUGUUCAACUAAAAUGUGUAUUAUUUUGUCAAUUAGUUCUGUUGCUAUAAUUUAACUUGUUAGACCACUAUUGUGAGUGAUACUUAUCGAAUUUACUGGAACGAUCCUUUUUUUACCGUUAAUCAAUCGCCCGAUUUAGUAACAUGGUCUUUUGUAAACAGGAUAUUUAGUCAACAACGAUACAUUCUAGUAUAAUUAUUAUUCGAUAGCAUAUGUUCCACGUAGUAACAAGGCCUUUUAGCUUUGUUGUUAUUAGUGUAGAAAUUGUUAAUAUUCUUUAGGAAAUAUUAUUAAUAUGUUAGAUAAUUUACACCGACCACUUUAAUGCGUGUUUGCAAAAUAAAUAGUACUUAAGUAUAAUAAAUGAUAUCCGUAGAUAA